AAUUUUAACCUAAUAUUUUAGCAACUUUUCCCUCCUUCAAAACCUAUCUAAUUCCCUUCUUCAAUCAAUUGUAGUUUAUUAUUGCAUUUGAAUCUAUGAUUGAUUGCGGGGAAUAAACUUGUCGGGUUUGGGGGUUUAGGGUUUUCAUUUUCUUAUCAUCAUUAUUUUUAAUUUCUCUGCAGGUUAAGUCUCUCCCCCAAUCUUCCACAAAUGACUGACGAGGAGAAAUCUAAGCCAACUACUUGGGUCAUCUCAGGACCCACAUAUACCGGCAAAAGGAGAUCUGGGCCAAAAACCGGCAAACUUCUCAUCAAAAAUGAUAGAGAUCACCAGACUUAUUAUGAUAUCUUUUAUGAUGAAAUGAUCAAAGACGUUCGUAGUUGCAUCAAUAAGCCUGAUGCUGAUUUAAAUCACGAGUUGUAUAGGCUGAAAAUUGCGUGGUCUGGCAAGGGUCAGUAUAGAGAGUAUGUUGCCAAAAGCCGUAAAGAACUUCGAAUUCUGAUGAAGAAAAUUAAAAAAAAGGAAGCUGAAAUUCUGGGAAUAAGCAAGGAAAAGGAGGAAGCUGAAAUGAAAAGGAAGGAAGAGGAGGAAGCUGAAAGGAAGGAAAAGGAGGAAGCUGAAAUGAAAAGGAAGGAAGAGGAGGAACCUGAAAGGAAGGAAAAGGAGGAAGCUGAAAUUCUGAAAAAAAGCAAGGAAAAGAAGGAAGCUAAAAUUCAGAAAAAGAAAAUGAAAAAGAAGGAAGCUAAAAUUCGAAAGCAAGCAGCUAAAAAAGUUUGUGAGGAAGGGGCUAAAGCAUGUUAAAUGCCCUAACUAAAAUUAGGCAGUUGUGUGUAGAGUAAGAAAUUGAAAUUGAAUUAUGUUAUGUUUUAUCCUCAAGUUAUAGAGAACCAAGCUCUUGAAUCUUGGUCUUUUCUGAACUAUUUCCUAUAUAACUAAUUAACUAUUGUAAUAUCGCCAUCAAUUAAGUAUUUGUAUGGUGCAAUCUGUUUUUGUUCA
Molecule: messenger RNA, 996 nt
Organism: Medicago truncatula (barrel medic)
Lineage: Eukaryota; Viridiplantae; Streptophyta; Magnoliopsida; Fabales; Fabaceae
Product: protein PXR1
Exons: 3
Coding region: 211-801 (196 amino acids)
Source: RefSeq, a predicted model, not a curated record